CCUUUCUCAUGCAUACUCAUAUGUUGUGUGAUACACCCAAAGGCCAAAAGGCAGCACAUUGGCAAAAGUGAUCAUGCCAUCGACAGUAACAAUUAUCUCGAUCUCCGUCGUCAUCGCAGCCGUAUAUCUUCUCACAAGUUUUGCAUUUCCGGCCGUGGAGCCGUUAGUCUACUACCACUACUGCUCUCCACCAAAGUACUUUCCAGGAUCGUCUUCCAAGUCAAACGUCAGCUCGCUGCUCAACAUGUUCGUAAACUCAGCUUCUAUCUACACGUACAACAAUCUCACCGUCAACGGAAACUACGGACUGCACCAGUGCCGGGGUGAUCUCUCCUCCGAUGAGUGCGUAAGUUGUGUCGCGCAAGCUGUUCGCCUGCUCCAAAGCCACAGCGUAGGCGAGACCGGCUGCGCAUUGCAGCUCGAGGGCUGUUUAGUGAAGCACGACAACGUUAUGUUCUUUGGCGUGGCAGAUAACACGGCCAUGGUUAUGAGUUGCGGGACACCGGCUGGGUAUAAUAAGUAUAAGUCGGACGAGUUGACUAAUGCGUUGGUUAAUAAAGUGGUUGCAAGUAGUGGUACGUCCUACAGAGUUGAGAGGUCAGGGAAAGCGCAAGCUGUAGCGCAGUGCACCGGAGAUCUCAGUGAAACGGAUUGUCAAGACUGUUUGAUCGAAGCUAUCCAACGGCUGAAACUUCAACCGUUUUGCGGAACAAGCAGUUGGGGUGACGUCUACUUAGCCAAGUGCUAUGUUGGUUACUCGUCGCAUGGAGUCAUCGGUGAAGGUAAUUAA
Eruca vesicaria subsp. sativa (arugula) is the source of this 790-nucleotide messenger RNA. The record is from the annotation of a GenBank genome assembly. Lineage: Eukaryota; Viridiplantae; Streptophyta; Magnoliopsida; Brassicales; Brassicaceae.